Fundulus heteroclitus (mummichog) is the source of this 1779-nucleotide messenger RNA. RefSeq names its product zinc finger and SCAN domain-containing protein 20-like. The transcript has 6 exons. The record is from RefSeq and is a predicted model, not a curated record. The coding region runs from base 255 to 1172 and encodes 305 amino acids. Lineage: Eukaryota; Metazoa; Chordata; Actinopteri; Cyprinodontiformes; Fundulidae.
CCCGGUUACCUGAGAACGAGGAGCGCAUGAGCAGACCGCGUCAUCCCAGGCUGCUGCACGUCCCGAUUCACACACUUCAUUCCAGUAGUAGGCGGUAAUGCUCUUCCGGUAGUAGCUUGCCAACCACCGUAAAACAGAAGAAGAAGAACAACAACAACUGUAAACAACAACCGAAAUCCUCUCCACGCUACAUUUUACCGAAAUCCUCUCCACGCUACAUUUUACCGAAAUCAUCUCCACGCUACAUUUUAAAGAUGGCUUCAAAAGAGCGUGGUGCGACCUGGGAUGACGCCGAGACUGCAGCUGUUAUUACAGUUUGGGCGGAGGACGCUAUCCAGGCGAUGUUGGAGGGUGCUAAGCACAAUCACAAAGUUUUCCAAAAGAUUUCGGACGAAAUGAAGGUGAGGGGAUACGACCGAGACCCAAAACGGUGUCGGGAGAAGAUAAAAAAACUCAGGAUACAGUACAAGAAGGUUAUUGAUCAUAACAACAAGUCAGGGAGAGGAAGAAAAUCGUGGAGAUUCUAUGAUGCCAUGGAUGAAGUGUUGGGCCACCGUGCAUCGUCGCGGCCUCCAGUGCUUUUAGAGAGCUCUACGCUGAAUACCGCAGCAACGAAGGACGAUGAUGCAACAUCUGACCACGAGGAGCAGCCUGAGAACCUGAGCAGCACACAGGAUGAGAUGGAUGAUGAACUGAAUGGGUCAAUAGCUAGUUUUAUUUCUGAGGAGCCAGGAGGAAGUCGUGUUGCUGAAUUUCCUGUUGAUGAGACUCCUGCUGCUGAGGCUCAUAAAGUUAAAACCAGGAGGAAGAGCAAAUUAGUAAAAGCCCUAGAUAGCACUAUAGAGGCUUUCGUAAAUGCUCAGAGACAUUCUGAUGAACGCUGGUUGGCAGCAUUUAAAGAACAGCAGGAGUCGGUCCAACGCCACCAACAACAGCAGCAAGAACAGCACCUAAGCCUGAUACGCGAAGUAGAAAUAAAUCGACUUCAAGCUGAAGAGAGAUUGAGAAAACAGGAACAGGAACACGAGAUGCGGCUGAUGCAGAUGAUCGUCCAGCGGCUGCCACAGCAACCAGCACAACUACAGGCCCUGAACCCUCCAUCGCCUUCUACUUCUUUCCCAAACUUUUCAAACUAUGGACCAUAUCAAUGUUGCUCAGAAGUGGAUUGUUAAAGAAGAUUCUUUGGCCAAAAAACCUCUUGCCGACCUGCAUCAGCCAAGUCCCCCUCACAUAAUAAAGGAACAGAAGGGAGUCUACAUCAGUCUGCGAGGAGAGGAGCUCCAUGGGAAGGUGAUUAAUGCCAUCAGGUUUCCAGUUGCUGCUCCAAUAAAGACUCUGGAUGAACAGUCUCUGCUGCUCUCACAGCUUUAUCCAGACCAAAUUAAAGGCAGAGAGCUUACAGAGGAGAAAGAUGAAGAAUCCGUCAAGAUACAAGAUCAUGGAGAUGCUUCCAUUUCUUUAGAGUCUGAAGACACUGAGAAGGAUGAAGAGGACAGUGAUGUGGAGCACCCUCUCUCUGGGCUGAAAGACUUGUCAGACUCUGGAUAUAAGAAAUGUUCUACAGAGAAGAAAAAUGUGGACUCACGAAGGAAAGUCCAGACAGGAGUGAAGCUUAACUGCAAAGACUGUGGUAAAACAUUUAUUGGAAAAUACGCAUUAAACCAACACAUAAGAAUCCACACCAGAGAGAAGCCUUUCUGUUGUGAUCUAUGUGGAAAAUGUUUUAGCCAGAAAGAACAUUUAAAAAUACACACAAGAAUCCACACAGGACAGAAGCCU